AUCUAGGGUGUCGCCGUGGUGGCUCCCAUUCGAAGGCGACGGCGGUCGUCUGUGUUUCGGUUCUAAUCUCUCCAGAAACAAACUUCCAAAGUGCUUCGCGAGCGGUGCGUUUGGAACUCGCAGCCGUCUAGUUUUUAUUCAACGAGUUCUCGGUCGAGUUUUUGGCAGGACCCUGGCAUGACGGCUUGUGCGGAGAAUUUGAAUUAGCUCGCCGUUAGUUGGAAGAAAGAGUGAGGAGCCAUUUUGUCCCGACUGUGUGGGAGCGGAGGAAGAGUGGAGAAGAGGAAACGCUCGCGGGACACUCGUGCUUUCUGCCUUCUGUCCUCGUGCUCUGAGCGGGGAGACCUUUGGCUUUUGGGGAGUCUGUCACGUCUCGGUGGUCGGACUCGGCACUGCGGUGGUGUUUAGCCAACUAGCUCGCCGAAGCUAACCAGCAGCAACUGUGAGGAGAAGCGGGCGCUGGGCUCGGAGCUGGAUUGAGACGUCGCGACCUUACCGGUGACCCGUGUUCUUGGUUUUUGGUGACACAAACACUGUUAUUUCAAUGGCGAAGAAGACGUACGACCUGCUGUUCAAGCUUCUUCUGAUCGGAGACUCGGGCGUGGGGAAGACCUGUGUUCUGUUCCGCUUCUCUGACGACGCCUUCAACACCACCUUCAUCUCCACCAUAGGAAUCGACUUCAAGAUCAAAACUGUUGAAUUACAAGGAAAGAAGAUCAAACUACAGAUCUGGGACACGGCGGGUCAGGAGCGGUUCCACACCAUCACCACCUCCUACUACAGAGGAGCCAUGGGCAUCAUGCUGGUCUAUGACAUCACCAACGCCAAGAGCUUCGAGAACAUCAGCAAGUGGCUGCGCAACAUCGACGAGCACGCGAACGAGGACGUGGAGAGGAUGCUGCUGGGCAACAAGUGUGACAUGGAGGACAAGAGGGUGGUGCCCAAGGCCAAGGGCGAGCAGAUUGCGAGGGAGCACGGCAUUAGGUUUUUUGAGACGAGUGCGAAGGCCAACAUCAACAUCGAGAAGGCCUUCCUCACGUUAGCAGAAGACAUCCUCAAGAAGCAGACGCCUGUAAAAGAGCCCAACAGCGAAAACGUGGACAUCAGCAACGGAGGCGGAGGCGCAGGCUGGAAGAGCAAGUGCUGCAGUUGAACGGCUCGCGUGCACACACACACACACACACACACACACACACACACACACACACACACACACACACACACACACGUCUCACUCUCACACUCACACUCACACUCUCUGUCUCUCUCACACUCUAACUGCUAACUCUAACUCGCCCUCUCUAACCGUCUCCUGAGUUUUCUCGCACAUCGACACUCGACAUGAAACAAAAUCCACCGUCACUCGUCUAACUCACCCCUUCCUCCCCUCCCCCCCUCGCUCAUCGUCCCUCCUUUGUUUUAAAGGUUGUAUAAAGACAAGCUGAGAUUUUUUAAAUAUUUUCUUUGCCUGAGCUCACAACCCUCCUCCCUCCCCACCCCUCCCGCAGCACUCCCCCUCAGUGAGAGGGGGACAAAAAAUCCAAGAAAAAAGCAAGUGUUUUUGUACAGGGGUGAGGUUCCUGUCGUGUUGCGCUCUUGUUUGGGAGGCGUGGCUUAGCUCCUUUUCUAUGUGGGGGUUUAUUUUGUCCUGUGCCUUAUAUGGAAGACAGGGGGCGGGGCUGUGUGGUGGGCGGAGCUACACCCACCCCACCACAUUACACUUUAUUCUUCUCGGAAGCGUUUGAAUUUCUCCUGCAGCCAAGAGAACGACGGCGCCAUCGUCCUGUGGCUUCAUCUUUUGUUUUUAUCUGGUUCCUCUCUCUCUCUCUCUUCCUUCUGACGUUUGGGUUUUCGUUCCUUCCUCUUCUUCCUGCAUGCGGAUUUCUUUGGGUCGGAACCGUUUCUGUACCGUUGUGUGGGCGGGAGGUUCACCAGUUCUCUUUGGAAAUUCAAACAAUUUUGCAGAUCCAUUAAAAAUAAGCUUGUUUAAGUUA
Molecule: messenger RNA, 1994 nt
Organism: Synchiropus splendidus (mandarinfish)
Lineage: Eukaryota; Metazoa; Chordata; Actinopteri; Syngnathiformes; Callionymidae
Gene: rab10
Product: RAB10, member RAS oncogene family
Exons: 6
Coding region: 545-1153 (202 amino acids)
Biological process (GO): cellular response to insulin stimulus
Cellular component (GO): insulin-responsive compartment; Golgi apparatus; recycling endosome
Molecular function (GO): GTPase activity; GTP binding
Source: RefSeq, a predicted model, not a curated record